GGAGAACGGAACGGCACGGCACGGAACGGAGGAGCAGCAGCUCCGGGUGCUGCCCGGGAGUCCCGGGGGGCGGGCGGGGAGGAAGCGGGCGGCUUUCCCUUUGGAAGCCCGUCCCCAUUACCCGUUGGGCGUUGCAUCCGUGUCUCCAGCAGUUCAGGGCGGGCAUCCCCAGGGUGCGGUGCUUCCUCGGCAUUAUUGCCUUUAUUUCUUUUUUUUUUUUGGUUAAUGUGCCAUUUUUUCAGCUGCGGAAAGGCUUUUCGGGUGGAAGCAUGCAAGAAAAGGAGAAAAAAAAUACCAAAACUCACAUUCCGCAGGCCUGAAAGGCAAGAGCGGUGUGUUUUUCCCCGAAACAACAACAAAAACACUCCUCCCCAGCAAAACCAGGGCUGGUGGGAGACGGAAACUCCAUCAGCGUCCGCUGCUCUUGUUGAAGUCUGCCAGCCAAGUGAUAACUCUCAUUGGGACAGCUCUUCUUGUCUGCUGGGGUUUAUGCAACUCUUUGGCAGGCAGCUUUCUUUUGACGACAUGAAAAAGUUAAGGGAUCGCUUUAAUUGAGAGGUCCCCGUGGACCUUCCCCCGUUGAAAUGAAUGAAAUGGCCACUGUCUUCAUCUGUUAUCUAAAAAAACAGUCAAGGGUACUGCUUCUGAGCCGCCCCGUCGCUGGUGAGACAAUUGAGGGCUCGGGUGUAGCUGGGAUUUCUGGCAGUUUUCAUGUGGUUUUAAGGCCAGUGGAAGGUCUCCACCGUGCCUAAAGCUGUGGUCGUACGUCCCUCUGCAGAGCUGUGUCAGUCCUGCCUGAGGAUUUGGGCUUGCUGCUUCUUGUCGUGAGGGUUAAUCUUGAUGUGUCUCUACCGCUGGCAGCCUGAGCUCUGAAUUUUUGUGGUUUUGUUGGAAAAUGCUUUUUUCUCAUGAGAUUUUGGUUGGAAGAGGAGGAAUCCAGCCAGCGAGCAUCGUUUCUCCUUGUGGCCAAGGCCCUGGCUUUCAAAGCUGAGCGCCCAAGGCUUGGCAUCAUCUUGCAGAAGAAGUUCUGUCCCUGUGGCCGUGGAUGUGGGAAAAUCACCUUCUGAAGCCUCACUGAGUGGGAAGGCUGAAGGCGAUGGUAGGUGGGACUGCGCAGAGGUGGAGACAGACUAUCCGGAGCUAGUGGACAGCCUGCGCCAGCUUUUAGGGGCAGAGGAAGCCAAGCCCUGCUCGCAAGGGAUGGAGAGCAUGGCAAUGAGUGGACGCAGUCGCUUGGCCACCAGUGUUACCCAGGGAGGUUCGAGCUACCGCCAAGAAGUGUCUUCAGCAUCCACAUCCAGAUUUCCCAGAGAAAGAGCAAGCCUCUCGGAGACAGAGUUGUUAAUUUAUAGAGCUGUCGACGGCGAUGUGCCUCAUCAUGUUAGCCACCGGUUCCUCUCCCCAGAAGAGCAGCAGGUGAAGGCAUCGGGCUGUUGGGAGCCGGCAUCCAGCCCUCCCAGCCGGCGUGGCUCUGCAGAGGAGAGCAUCCUUGCUGGCAGCUGCCACGAUGCCCAUGCCGGCCAGUGGAGCCGAAGGUUAGCAGUUCAAUCACCAUUAUCCUCCACCCUGGAGGUCCUGCGGCCCCCAACGUCCCCCAGCCCCGAGAGUGCCCUGCGGAGCCACUCCGCAUCAAGCUUCUCCACUCUGUCUUCAGAAGAAAAUGGCCUCUCUGAAGAGCCGGCCCAAAGCAUGCCGGCCAGUGCAGAUGUGUCUUCUCCUGCAGGCACUGCCACCCGGGACCUAUGCUGUUGGUGGGCUGCGGCAGAAGGCAGGGUGCCGCGGGCACGCAAGCUUUUCAGUCCUCUGCUUGAUGACCGUGCCACCGUGGAGCGCAUCAGGGAGAUGUCAUCAUGCCAAGCCAAUUACUGGGCAUGUGCCAUACCUGAUUCAUUACCCCCAUCUCCAGACCGUCAUUCACCCCACUGGAACCCCAAUAAAGAGUAUGAGGACUUGCUGGAUUAUGCUUAUCCGCUGAAGCCAAGAUACAAGCUGGGAAAGAUGCCAGAGCAUUUCCUUCACGAUUCAGGAAUAGGUUUGGACAGCUUUUCUGUUUCCCCUGAGGGCACGUCAAGGUCCACCAGCAUCUACGGCCGAGGUGGGCAGGCUCGAGGAAGUGGAGAAAAUGGAUGUUGGGGGUUCGUGGCCUCUGCAGACAGGUUCUCCGCCCCAGGGCCUGGAAAAAGAGGCCGCUCAGGAGCUGGCUCAUACUAUGAACCUUUACCUAUUGCAAAAGCAUCCUUUGCAAAGAGUGCUUCCAAUCGUCCUUCUAGAGGUUCUGCUAAGGAUGUAACGACAGAGUCAGCUAAGCCAGGUUUAUCUGGCUGCCCUGCUGCAGAUGGGAGAAGCUGGUGCACCAGAGGGAGCCCCCUUCCAAACUACAAAGGGCAGGCAAAAAGCACUAGUAGUUUUUUACCUACAACAGGAGUGCUCCCCCUGAGGAAAGAGUGGGAGGGUGAUGAAGAAUUUCUCUCCCUGCCUCCGAGACUGCAGGAGCUGGAAAGGCUGGCUCAGUUUUUGUCCAAUCUUUCCUUAACAAUAAGGACGCCUGGGCACAACCACCGAAACCUUCCACGUCACAGUGACGGCAGGCAGCCCCUUUCGUCUGAGUUGGCUCCUUUUGGAGAAGUGGGUGGCAGGGACAAAAGAGGUAAUAUUGAGGAUUAUGCUGGGCUGUGGCACCCCUGCAGCUCUCGAAAGCCCAGCUGGGAAGACACUGAAUCAUGUGGCCGGAUCCGUAGGGAUCCUCUGCGGGGGAUUCAUGUACCGACCGGUCUCGGGGACACAUUGGAUGGGACGUACCUAAAUGAACCACGGGUCAAGGGGCAUCUGAAGAAGAGCCAGGAGGGCGAGUCCCUUGCCCAGUGUGUUAAGAUGUUUUGCUGCCAGCUGGAAGAGCUAAUUCGUUGGCUGUACAAUGUUGCAGACAUCACCAACAGCUGGGUCCCAGCCACGCUGGAUGCUGAGAGCAUGAAGGCAUUGCUGCACCGCUACUUGGAGUUCAGGAAAGAUGUGGCCAACCACCGGAGCCUGACGGAGAGUGUGCUGGAGAGGGGAGAAGCUCUCCUUGACUGCAUGGCAUCAAAUUCGCCAGCUCUGAAAGACACGCUGGGUUUGAUUGCAAAACAGUCAGAAGAGCUAGAAAGCCACGCGGAGCACUUGUACGAAUCUGUUCUAGCUGCUGUGGGUCCCAUGCAGGGUGAGGACGGGAUGGAGAACAAGGGAGUGCAGCAGACAGCUGCUCAGUGGCCUAAAAGGAGAAGAAAGCAAGGGCGAUCUCAAAAUGGAUGCCCCAUCAUCUUUAAAUGUGUGUCAGGGGAAGAGCAGUGUGAUGAAACCCAAGAUCGUGAGAGCGAUGGCAGCUCCUCGGAGGGACCCAGGGAGCCAGCAGGCACGUCGCUGUCAGUCAGGGUGGAGGGAUCAUCAGCAGUCUGUCCGGCACACACAGCUGCUCUACUGAAAUCACUUGGACAGCAGAGGGAAGAUGGGAAAGGGGUGCUGCCUCUAUCAGACCUGGGCUUCGUUAGCCAGUCUCGGGAUGGCUGAGAAGAAAUGCAGCAACCACCAAACCACCUCUUUCACCUCUUGCAGAGAUGCCAAAUACCUAUGAUCACUGU
This is a messenger RNA of Harpia harpyja (harpy eagle), 3614 nucleotides long. It is a transcript of the gene CEP68, whose product is annotated as centrosomal protein 68. Lineage: Eukaryota; Metazoa; Chordata; Aves; Accipitriformes; Accipitridae. The record is from RefSeq and is a predicted model, not a curated record. The transcript is spliced from 9 exons. Bases 1201 to 3543 code for a protein of 780 amino acids.